This is a messenger RNA of Austrofundulus limnaeus, 2626 nucleotides long. RefSeq names its product V-type proton ATPase catalytic subunit A. Gene Ontology annotation, cellular component: proton-transporting V-type ATPase, V1 domain; lysosomal membrane. Gene Ontology annotation, biological process: ATP metabolic process; proton transmembrane transport. The record is from RefSeq and is a predicted model, not a curated record. NCBI's taxonomy places the organism in Eukaryota, Metazoa, Chordata, Actinopteri, Cyprinodontiformes, Rivulidae. Gene Ontology annotation, molecular function: ATP binding; proton-transporting ATPase activity, rotational mechanism; ATP hydrolysis activity. The transcript has 15 exons. Bases 165 to 2018 code for a protein of 617 amino acids.
ACCACUUUGAUGUGGCGGAGGGAUACACCGGAGCCGCAAUGGAGUUGUGUUCCUUCCGUGUCCGGUGCUCUGCAGGUGACUAGCACCACAGGAACUGAGCCAUAGUUGAGAAAAACUGGAAGACAGUCUAUCAUUUCAGGGGGUUUUGCAGGUCAGAACCGAAGAUGGACACUUCAARACUUCCUAAGAUCCAGGAUGAAGAGCAUGAAAGCCGGUUUGGAUAUGUWCAUGGAGUCUCUGGACCGGUGGUCACAGCCACUGCAAUGGCCGGAGCUGCCAUGUAUGAGCUGGUCCGUGUCGGUCACAGUGAGCUGGUCGGAGAAAUCAUCCGGUUAGAAGGCGACAUGGCAACCAUCCAGGUCUACGAAGAGACGUCUGGUGUUUCUGUUGGUGACCCCGUCCUCCGAACUGGAAAACCCCUCUCUGUAGAGUUAGGGCCAGGUAUCAUGGGCUCCAUCUUUGACGGUAUCCAGCGUCCACUGAAAGACAUCAAUGAUCUCACUCAAAGUAUUUACAUCCCAAGAGGAGUAAACAUCGGUGCACUUAACAGAGACCUCAAGUGGGAGUUUACUCCUGUCCAGAACCUGCGGGUUGGCAGUCACAUCACAGGUGGAGAUAUCUAUGGCUCUGUGUUUGAAAACUCGUUAAUCAAGCACAAGCUGAUGCUCCCACCUCGCAGCAGAGGCACUGUGACCUACGUGGCUCAGCCUGGAAACUAUGACCUUUCAGAUGUGGUUCUGGAGCUUGAAUUUGAAGGCAUUAAGGAGAAGUUCACCAUGAUGCAGGUGUGGCCAGUUCGACAAGUCCGCCCGGUAACGGAUAAACUACCUGCCAAUCAUCCACUGCUGACUGGUCAGAGAGUUCUUGAUGCACUUUUCCCAUGUGUGCAGGGAGGCACCACUGCCAUACCUGGGGCCUUCGGCUGUGGAAAGACUGUGAUCUCACAGUCCUUGUCCAAGUACUCGAACAGCGAUGUUAUUAUUUAUGUCGGCUGUGGAGAGCGUGGGAAUGAAAUGUCUGAAGUACUGCGGGACUUCCCCGAGCUCACUAUGGAAGUUGACGGCAAAGUCGAGAGCAUCAUGAAAAGAACGGCGCUGGUAGCAAACACAUCCAACAUGCCUGUGGCUGCUAGAGAGGCUUCCAUUUACACAGGGAUUACGCUGUCAGAGUAUUUUAGAGAUAUGGGCUACAACGUGAGCAUGAUGGCUGACUCGACGUCUCGAUGGGCAGAAGCUCUGAGAGAAAUCUCAGGGAGAUUGGCUGAAAUGCCAGCUGACAGUGGGUAUCCUGCUUACCUUGGCGCCAGACUGGCCUCUUUCUACGAGCGCGCUGGACGUGUGAAGUGCCUGGGGAAUCCAGAGAGGGAGGGGAGUGUGAGCAUUGUUGGAGCUGUGUCGCCCCCUGGUGGAGACUUCUCUGAUCCGGUCACUUCAGCCACUUUGGGAAUUGUUCAGGUCUUCUGGGGACUGGACAAGAAGCUGGCUCAGAGAAAGCACUUCCCUUCAGUGAACUGGCUCAUCAGCUACAGCAAGUACACACGGGCUCUGGAUGAGUAUUAUGACAAACAUUUCCCUGAGUUUGUCCCUCUUCGUACAAAAGCUAAGGAGAUCCUCCAGGAGGAGGAGGACCUGGCUGAAAUUGUGCAGCUUGUAGGCAAGGCUUCUCUUGCUGAGACUGAUAAAAUUACUCUGGAGGUUGCAAAACUCAUUAAAGAUGACUUCCUGCAGCAAAAUGGUUACACCCCCUAUGACAGGUUCUGCCCUUUCUACAAAACCGUCGGCAUCCUCUCCAACAUGAUCGCGUUUUAYGACAUGGCCCGACACGCGGUGGAGUCCACGGCUCAGAGCGACAACAAAAUCACGUGGGCCAUGAUCAGAGAGCACAUGGGAGAGAUCCUGUACAAGAUCAGCUCCAUGAAGUUCAAGGACCCUGUUAAAGAUGGCGAAGCUAAGAUUAAAGCAGAUUACGCCCAGCUGCUGGAGGACAUGCAAAACGCCUUCCGGACCUUAGAGGAAUGAGUUUCCAACCUCUCGUCCCAUCAACCCAAAGAUCUAAAGCGCGGUGCAGUGAGAGAACCAGUUCCAGUUCUGGUUUUCUGCCUCAGUCGUGUGAACUCCUGUAUUUUUGUGUUUACAUCCCUCUGAAACAUUCCAUGACUCUUACAAAUGUUUUUAUUUUUGACUUUAUUAAUUACAAAAACRGGCUGCUAGAAUCYGAACAACAAAUUUGCUGUGAUUGACAGAAAKGGACACUUUUGACUCGAAUCGGUUCACAGCACUUAUUCACCGUCAGACUGGUGAUGUGAUUGAAAUCAGCGGGUCUCACUCAGGUACUGCACGUGCACUCRGCUACCAGCUGCAACAAAGAGUGGAAACGACGAACUGGCUUUUUUAAAAUUAAGUAGGAACAUGAAUGAAGGGACAUAGUUUUGUUUAUUCAUCUGGGGCUAAAAGYGUUGAUUCCACUUCUUACCUCUUAAGUGUGGCUGUGAGGUUGUGGACUUGAUAUAUCUAAAAAUUUGAGUGAAUAAAUGUGUUAGUUUGUGUUGUAACAAAUGUUUCACUGUUAUAUUCAUAGUCCAUAACGGUCUCCUUGAAUAAAUCCAAACAAAAUGACAGAUUUUGAA